This is a messenger RNA of Limanda limanda (common dab), 3041 nucleotides long. It is a transcript of the gene tbck, whose product is annotated as TBC1 domain containing kinase. The transcript is spliced from 26 exons. NCBI's taxonomy places the organism in Eukaryota, Metazoa, Chordata, Actinopteri, Pleuronectiformes, Pleuronectidae. Gene Ontology annotation, molecular function: ATP binding; protein kinase activity. Gene Ontology annotation, biological process: protein phosphorylation. The record is from RefSeq and is a predicted model, not a curated record. Bases 142 to 2808 code for a protein of 888 amino acids.
UUCACUCAGCUGUUUCCCUUCACAGAGGCAGGAAAGGAUUUCAUUAAAGAAUACAUCUUGAGGAGUGUUUUUUAGAUUCCAGGCUCAUGCUGUGGACGCGUUGGCAGACUUCCUGUUGACCUGCAUCAAGCCAGUGACAGGAUGAGGCCCCUCAAAGAUGCUCAGCUCGGGGCCUUCACCUUCUUUGCCUCUGCUCUCCCUCAUGAUGUCUGUGGGAGCAAUGGCCUCCCCCUCACGCCCAACUCCAUCAAAAUCCUGGGACGCUUUCAGAUCCUCAAGACCGUCACUCACCCCAGACUGUGUCAGUAUGUGGACAUCUCCAGAGGGAAACAUGAACGACUGAUUGUUGUUGCUGAGCACUAUGAAAGCAGUUUAAGCGAUUUCCAAAAACAGCGGAAGACUGUCAGCCCAGAGAAGGUGCUGCAGAUGGCCUUUGAGGUCCUUGAAGGUCUGGAGUUUAUGAACAAACACGGUAUGGUGCACAGGGCCCUCAGUGCACACAACGUGCUGAUGGACUGCAAGGGGAAUGUCAAGCUGGCAAAGUUUGGCCUUUACCACAUGACUGAUCAUGGAGCCGAUGUAGAUUUCCCCAUUGGGUACCCAUCAUACCUUGCACCAGAGGUGAUCGCUCAGGGCUCUUUCCACCGCAGUGACCAUUCUCGGGAUGAAGCUCCUCUGCCGUCAGGACCCAAGACUGAUGUCUGGUCUCUCGGGGUGUUGCUUUUUGAAUUGUGUGCAGGCAGACGCCUGCUGCAGAAUAUUGAUAUUAGCGAGAGACUAAAAUUCAUUCUAACCUUGGGUUGCAUGGACGACAUUGUCACUGUCCUUGCCGAGGAACAUGGUUGCCUUGAUACAAUUAAGGAGCUGCCUGAGGACGUUCUGGAGUUAUUAAGGAAAUGCCUGACCUUUCUUCCAUCCAAAAGGCCAACCCCUGCAGAGCUUCUGGUAGACCCUGUGUUCGCUGGGGUCUCCUGCCUCUACACGCCCUUCCAGAAGCCUGUCAGCCUCUUCUCCUCCUCCCUCCGCUGUGCACAUCUGGUGCUCCCAGACGACAUCAGUGACCUUUGCAAAGAUGACGAUGACGACUACCUGUCAGAGCGGGCCAUAGACGAGGUUUACCAUCUGUGGUGUCUGGCUGGAGGAGACAUGGAGAAGGAGCUGACCAAUAAGGAGAUCAUACAGUCCAAACCUCCAAUCUGCACACUGCCCAAUUUUGUCCUGGAAGACGGCGAGUCAUUUGGUCAGGGCAGGGAUCGAAGUUUCUUGCUGGACGACACGACAGUGACACUCUCUCUGUGCCAACUCAGAAAUAGACUGAAGGAUGUGGCAGGAGAAGCCUAUUACCCUCUGCUGGAAGACGAACAGUCGAGCCUGCCCCAGUCCAACAGCAGCAAUGAGCUGUCCACCACCGUCACACUGCCACUCAUCAUCCGCGAGAGAGACACCGAGUACCAACUCAUCCGCAUCAUCCUCUUUGACAGGCUGCUCAAGGCGUAUCCUUACAAGAAGAACCUGGUGUGGAAAGAGGCCAGAGUGGAUAUUCCCCCUCUGGUUCGAGGAUUGGCGUGGGCUGCACUCCUUGGCAUUGAGGGAGAUAUUCAAGCCAAAUAUGAAACUAUAGACAAGGAUACUCCCAUUCCUACUGACAGACAGAUUGAGGUGGACAUCCCACGCUGCCACCAGUAUGACGAGCUGCUGUCAUCUCCUCAGGGUCACAUCAAGUUCAGACGCGUGUUGAAAGCCUGGGUGGUUUCCCACCCUGACCUGGUCUACUGGCAAGGUCUGGAUUCCCUUUGUGCCCCAUUCCUAUACUUGAAUUUCAACAAUGAAGCCCUGGCGUAUGCCUGCAUGUCUGCGUUCAUCCCCAAAUACUUGUACAACUUUUUCCUGAAGGACAACUCUCAUGUUAUUCAAGAGUACCUGACGGUCUUUUCCCAAAUGAUUGCCUUCCAUGACCCGGAGCUCAGCAACCAUCUAAAUGAGAUUGGCUUCAUUCCAGAUCUUUAUGCGAUUCCAUGGUUCCUGACGAUGUUUACACAUGUGUUUCCACUGCACAAGAUCUUCCACCUGUGGGACACGCUACUCCUGGGCAACUCCUCUUUCCCCUUCUGCAUCGGUGUGGCUAUUCUGCAACAACUCAGGGAUCGUCUCUUGGCUAAUGGCUUCAACGAGUGCAUUCUACUCUUUUCUGACCUGCCAGAAAUUGACAUCGAGCGCUGCGUCCGUGAAUCCAUUAACCUCUUCUGCUGGACGCCAAAGAGCGCCACUUACCGACAACAUGCUCAGCCGCCAAAGGUCGCUGGCGACAAUGUCUUUGGGAAAACUGCAACAUACUACUCAUCUGACUAUCAGGACAUGCCGAGGACAGACCUGUCUCGGGAUCCUCUGGCGCUGUGUGACCUGAAGAAAGAAGUGUCCCCCAGGGUCUCGGCUGAGGACCUGAUUGACCUCUGUGAGUUGUCAUUGGCUGGCCCUGCCAAGAGGACAAAAGCCGGCAAGCCCAAAAUCAUCGCUGUCGACAUUCGCAAUGUGGAGGAUUUCAGCAAAGGCCAUAUUUCUGGCAGCAUAAAUAUUCCCUCCAGCACGGCCUUCAACCCUGACGGGGAGCUGGUGCAGUGUCCUGCAACAGGAGUCCUCCAGAACUACAGAGGACGUGUCAUUGUGGUUAUCAGCCACGUCAUGAAGAAUGCUGCUAAGUUUGCAACACAUCUGGUCAAGGUGAACUUCCCACGGGUUUGUAUCUUGGAUGGAGGCAUCAACAAGCUGAAGCCCACUGGACUCCUGACUGUCCCCUCCCCUCAGAUCUGACACUUUUCUCAGCUUUAUAUUAACUAAAGGGAUGAGUGGAGGGAAUGUGUAAUGCAUUUUGAGCUGAUAUUGAAGUGAAAAAAAAAUGUAUCACAGUUUUAUCAAGACUUUUUGUGUAGGACUUUAAACAUUCUGAUCAGACUUUGAUGCAAAAAAACAACCUUGACUGAAAUGAACUGAAAUAUUGUAAUUUCUUUUUAAUAAAAGUGAAAUAAUGAAUUAUUUCUUCUCAA